Astrephomene gubernaculifera is the source of this 4563-nucleotide messenger RNA. Lineage: Eukaryota; Viridiplantae; Chlorophyta; Chlorophyceae; Chlamydomonadales; Astrephomenaceae. The record is from the annotation of a GenBank genome assembly.
GGCGAGACGAGCUCGCGGCGGCUGCCCGGCGGCGGCUGCCAGCGUCCGUGUACGGCAGAAUCGUUGCAGCCAUGGGCUGGGAGGCCCAUUUGGUGGAUUUGCUGAUGUGGGUUGGUGACCCAAGGGUCGCUUCGGCGGUCGCCAGCCGUGUCGUACGGCUUUGCCCGGAUCUUGCGCCGGGCAUGGCUGCUACGCUGGUGGCGGUGUUGAGGGAAAAGGGAGAUGCAGUGCUGUCGAAUUGCUGGCCGCCGGUUGUGCAACGUCCGCUGGCAUGCUGGCUGCCUACAAGCCACGUAUCCCGACUGGCUGAGAGCCCUGCUGUCAUCUCUUCUUUUGCGGAAGCGGUGCAGCGAGCUGCGGCAGCUGCAGCUAGCGCCGUCCGGAAUGAAGGAGACCGGUGGAUGCCCUGCCUCCUGCUGCUUGCACGUGUUCUUAUCGCCGCUAUACGGCAACCGUACGGCAGCAGCAGCGCUGGCAGCGGGUCCCAGUCCCCCGCCCGCAUGGCUUGCGAGGCUCUUCAGGAGGGGCUGUGCGCAUGGCAGGACGUCCUUGUGGCUGACGUGGUGGCAAGCAGUAGCGGUUGCAGCAGCGCUGACGGCAGUAGCAGCGGCGGGGCACCGGGGUUCGUGAGGCUCCUGCAGGGGCAGUUGCUGCCGCUGCUGGACGAACUGGGACGGCAGCACAUUGCAGCGCAGUUGCAGCAGCAACCUCAACAGCAACCACAACAGCAGGAAACUUCCAAGCAGCAGAGGUCACAACUGUUACCGUCGUACGCUUCCGUGAUUCAGCUCCGAAGCCGCAUCGCGUUGCUGUCUCUGGCCGUCGGCGCUGCAACCGCCACCGCCACCGCUGCAGCAGCAGCCAAAGGCAGCCAGAUGCAUGGGCUGCCGCCUGACACCGCAGAAUCCGUACAUCGGACUGACCCAGGCGGCUCAGCCCAGGUCCCCCGGGUUGCCUCAGGAACGGACCUGCUGACGCCUGACGGCGUCUGGAGCAACCUAGCCCCUGCAGGGCAUUCCGGCAGCGGUGGGGCAAACUCAGCAGGCGGCCCGACAUCAUCUGUGUUGUUGACGGGCAGUGGAAGCAGUGGCGGCGAUUCGGCAGCCCCACCGGCCCGACCGGUGUGGCUGCUUGCCGCCACUGUUGGCGACAGCCGCACGAAGACCUUCAGCUUCCGAACCUCUGGAAUUGCCUCAGUGUUGGCGCUUCCAGCAAUUAAGAAGCUGGAGGGCUCAGCGGCCUUUGGGCAGUGGCAGCAGCAACAGCAGCACAAGCCCAAUACCACCUCGCGACCCGCGUCGACCCGUGGUUUGCGAGAGGCGCUGGCGGCUGCAGCCGUGGCGCUGCUGACGCCCGGCUUGGCGUCAUGGCUGGCGGUCCAGCGCGACCCACGGGUCGGCGCCGUCGCGGGAGCGGAUCCCUACAGCCCCUUUCGCAUGGCGCUGGCUCUGUUGGAGUUCCUGCAGGUGGCUAUGACAGGAAGUGAUGAGGCCGUCAGGGAGGUGGUUGUUACAGCCGGCGAGGGGGCUGUGGCAGCCCGGGAGGGAGCUGUUGGUGCCGGAGAGGGAGCUGCAGCAGCCCUGACGGAGAUGGCUGUUGAGGGGUCGCAGCUGCAACUGACAGUGCUCCGCAUGUCAGCAGAGUGCAUUGCGUGUGUGGGGGCGGCGGAGCAACAGGCGGCGCUGCAGGAGGUGAUUGUGGCAGGACCGGCCUUCAGGAGCCUUCGAUCCCUCCUGGCGGCUGAUGCCGAUCUCUGCGCCGCCGCCGGCCGAGCCCUCAUCGCCGUCAGCAACCGUACGACAGCCGUGGAGGGCUCCCUGGACCGCCUGGCCCUCAGCGCGCAGCAGGAGGCGCAACGACUCGCCGCCGCCGCCAGGGAGCUUCUGCCGUACGCCGUACUAGCACCGUACGCCUGUGUACGGCGGUUGAUCUUGGACGGCUUGACGCAUGCAGGCCAACAGCCCUGGGUGCUGCAGCUCCUGAGGUGCUUCGCCACGGUGGCGACGGCGCCAGUGGCGGCGGCGGCGUCGGCGUCGCGAGGCGGAAGCUCCGCUCGCGUCGGUUCGACUUCCUCGGCAUCGGUGGUGCUGGCGUGUCUGCAGGAGGUGUUGCGGGAGGCCUCGCGGUUGCUCCGGACUUCAGGGGAUGUGAGGUCGCUGUUGGGGUUGGUGGAUGGGUUAGUGGAGGCGGGGGUGGUGGCGCCCAGGCAACUUCUGGCAGAGCUUGCGAUCGGGGCAUUGGAGACGCGGGAGGGAGCAGGAGCAGCGGCGUCGGCGGAGGUUCGCUGCGCGUUGCUGCUAGUACGGCGUCUCCUCAGUGGUGGUGCUUCCGCCGCGCCGCGAUUGUCGUACUCAACGGCGGCGGCGACGGAGCUGGCAGCGGCGAGGCCGGCGGCGCUGCUGCUAGCGGCGGCGCGGACGCUGACGUCGCUGUACGACAGUUACGAGAGCCGACGUCAGCUGGAUGCCGCCGCCGUCGACGCCGCGGCGGAGGUACUGGAGCUUGGGGUCGAGCUGUACGGCAACCAUCUGCUGACGUCAACAGCAGCUGGCGCCGCCGCUGCAGCAUCUGCAUCGGAGAGGAGAGGGCAGCUGGCGGAGCUGGCGGCUGGCUGCAACAGGCUUCCAAUGCGCAUCGCAGCCAUGCUGCUGCCGCUACUCGAGCUGCCGGCAACAAUCCAGACAGGCGCUGGCCUACCGGAGGAGAACACGGGAGACCGAACCGCUAACGCCGACGCCGAAGACGACGACGACGACGGCGGCGGCGCCAUGCGCGCCCUGACAAGCAAGUUCUUACCGGCGGCGAAAUGGCGCCCACGCAGCCUUCGAAGCGCGGACCCACGGGUCGCUCGCGACGUAGUUUACGACACACUGGCCUUCGCCGCUAGCAGCGACGCGCAUGCGAGUCUUGUACGGCGGGCAUUUUUGGACGCCGCUGUCGAUGCAGACGCAGCUGCCGGGAGCGACGAAAGCGAUCAGAGCGCCAAUGAUCACAGCGUGGUUGGAAUAGCAGACUGCGAUGCAGUUUGGGCAGCAUGGGGUAGCGAGGUGGACCCCCCUCCAGCGGCGGUAUCGGCAGCAGCAGAUGCACGGUACGGCAGCAACAACGCUACAGCCCGCCAUUUGGCGGCCACGGCAGCACGUGGGUUGCCUCAGCUGCCUCCUGCCAUGCUGCUACAGGCGUUAAUCGCCUCGUUAGCCGUUCUGCUGCCCACUGCCACUGCGAAGCAGGUACGGCGGCUGUUGCUGUCAGUGCUGCCGGCGGUUGUGCGGCUCGGCGGCGGUGCCGCUGCGUUGCUGCCGGGCCUACGAGAGGCGGUGGUGGCCUCGCGGCGGACGCAGCCUGGGAGCAGGCCGGACAAGGGUGGAGGAAGGAUGGAGGCGGCGGAGGAAGCGGACUUGUUGGGGAUGAUAACAGAAGUGCUGGGAGCGGAGCUUCCGAGGGACGGACCCGCGGGUCGGCAGCAGUCCGCUGCGGACGUGGCUGUAGCAUGCGGCAUCUCCUGCUGUGCCGCGAUUGAAGCCCUGAACGCUGCGGCUCUAGCAAGAACAGAGGCGGAGGCAACAACUCCAAGCGCGGUCAGUAGCGGCGGCGGCGGCACAGCGGGGACCCGGCAGGAGGAUGAUGACGGCGCCGUUGCGGCCGCUGCCGCGGCUGUGGUGGCGGACCGGUGUGCGGCGCAUUUGGCGCUGUUGGUGACCAGGUUGGGGGCGCUGGCGGCUGAAGUGGCGGCUAGUGGUAGCGUGCGGCGACAGGAGGAGCAGCAGCAGCAGCUGCAGCUGCGACACCAGCUGGAAGGGGCCGGGGAGGGAGGUGCUGGGCGUGUUACGGUGGUGGCGGCGGUGCUGCUGUCGGGGCUGUGUGAAGCUGCGGCGACAGCGGCGGCAGCGGGCGCGGGGUUCGACGUUUGGCAGGCGAUCAUCCUAUCCGUGCUGCAGCACCUUGUGUCGGCCCUCGCUGCGGUGUCUUCCUCCUCCUCCUCACCCUUAGCAGCAGCAGCAGCGGCUACUGCUUCGGAUGCCGCUCCUGCAUCUAACGCUUCUGUCGGGGCUGGAGCAGACACCUGGACAUGCGGCAUGCUGCGGAGUGUGCGACGCACGCUGCGAGUGCUGCCCGGAACCGCACCUGAAGUGCUUUGGCGUGCCGUUGAACGGCUCUGUGAGGAGGAGGAAGAGGAGAAAGAGGAGGGGAGGGAGAGCGGGAUGAUGAACGCGGACGCGGGAAGAGCCGUGUCGAGUGGGUCGCUGGCUGCGGCGCUAGCUGCUUUGGAGGCGGAGGAGGGGUGUUGAGGGAGGGUAGCGAUGGCGGUGGUGCUGCAUGCAGAGGGGAGGGUACCGGUAAAUGUAGUGUUUCAUGCAGGCAGGGAGUAAACUGAGGAGAAGCUGACCAUGCUUUUGGAAAGGCUCCCACCAUGGGGGAAGGGGCUCGUGUGCCAGGAGCGAAAGAGCGCUCAUGUGGCUUCUGACACGCUGUUGUCGACGGCUGUUGAAGCGCGCGUGUCGAGUUGAUCACUCAUGCAGGUUGGCAGUAUAAGGAGACCAGCUGUAACAAGCAAGUGUCGCA